This is a messenger RNA of Erythranthe guttata (spotted monkey flower), 861 nucleotides long. NCBI's taxonomy places the organism in Eukaryota, Viridiplantae, Streptophyta, Magnoliopsida, Lamiales, Phrymaceae. The record is from RefSeq and is a predicted model, not a curated record.
CGAAAAUUGAACUUUUGCGGCAAAGUGCAAUUGGAAAAAUAUUUGGAAGGGGUCGUCUCUUUUUUAACUUUUAGGGGGGAAAGUGCGAAUCUGAGAAAUUUAUAAGGGGCGAUGCACAUUUAGUUCUUCUUUAUUUUAUUUUUUAUUGUUUUGGUUUUAUUUUUUAGAUUUCUAAUAAAUAUGAUUUAUCGAUUGAUGACUAACAAGAUUUGGUCAUGGAAAAAAAAUUAAUUAUAUGACAUUGUAGCCGGUGGGACCGACACGAGCGCGAUAACAGUCGAGUGGGCAAUGGCCGAGCUCAUGCUACAUCCGACGGUCAUGAGCAAGGCGCAUAAAGAAUUAUCCGACAUAGUUGGAUUGAACAACACAGUCGAAGAAUCCCACAUCCCGAAAUUGAAAUAUCUAGAAGCAGUUGUUAAAGAAACAAUGCGCUUACAUCCAGCAAUACCUCUCCUGAUUCCGAGGUCUCCAUCGCAAUCUUCCACCGUGGGAGGGUACACCAUACCGAGGAACACCAUGGUCUUUAUAAACGUCCGAUCGAUCCAAAGAGAUCCGUCGAUUUGGGAUAAUCCAUUGGAAUUCAAGCCAGAGAGGUUUCUUGAUGGCGAAAGUGGGAAAUGUGAUUUUAGAGGGAAUCAUUUUCACUAUCUCCCGUUUGGGUCGGGGAGAAGGAUAUGCACCGGCAUUCCACUUGCCGAGAGAAUGCUGACACAUUUGCUGGCGUCGCUCUUGCAUUCUUUCGAUUGGGAAAUACCGAAGGGUGAAUCGACACUUGAUAUGUCGGAGGCGUUUGGGAUUGUCUUGAGGAAAGCUACACCAUUGGUUGGCAUUCCUAAUCCAAGGUUGAAUGGUUCAAAUUAA